AGCGGCACACGUGUUGCCUGCUGUGGCCGUUUUUUACGACGCGACUCGACAUUUGGGUCAAGGUAAAGUGUGUGUGUAUGCGCUGCGUGCUAAAAAAAAGUUUUCCCUGUUGUUAAUCGAAAGCGGUAAAUUUUCAGAAAAACCAUGUCAAAAAUACAGUUGGCUUACUUCCAAGUUCGAGGUCGCGCCGAGGCCAUUAGAACUCUACUGGUUGACAACAAUGUGGAGUACGAGGAGACAGAUGUCGGACCUCGAGACAACUGGGUCAACAACUGGAAACCCAAAAUGGCAUUUGGUCAGUGCCCCUGGCUGAAGGAUGGAGACGUGGAGUUGGUGCAAUCAAACACCAUGCUCAGAUACCUGGCCAGGAAAUUGGAUUUGUAUGGAGCUAACAAUGUUGAAGCGUCCAGAGCUGACAUGAUAAAUGAUGGGGUAGAGGACCUAAGAGUGGCUUACACUAGAAUGAUUUAUCAGAACUAUGAAGAAGGAAAAGGUCCAUUUAUUGCAGAACUUCCUGGAAAACUGCAGUGUUUUGAGAACUUAAUGAAGAAUGGUGGAGACUAUAUUCUUGGUAGCAAGGUUUGCUUUGCCGACUAUAAUCUGUUUGAUCUCUUGGACGCCUUGGUGACCCUCUCGUCUCCCUGUCUCGAUGCCUUCCCUACCUUGAAGGCAUACUAUGACCGCGUGAUGAACAGACCAGGUGUACAGAAGAGAAGAUCCACGGAUCACUUUAAAGGUCUCACAAUUAAUGGAAACGGGAAACAAUGAGAGCUCUUGACAAUCAUUGUAAAGCAAGUGGUUAUCAUUUGUUUCACAAUUAUUAUUUCAUUCUUUAAGAUCAGCUGUUCAUCCUGUGUGUAUUUCAUAUAUGUUGACAUUCAUGAAAUUGUAUAUACUUUAAAAGCCGGAUGGGUUUGCUUAUAAGCAGUUGUUACUUGUUUUUUUUUACUUCGUUAAUUUUGAAUAUAUAUUAAGAAGACAUUUCUUUAUUAAAUAGUUGCUGAUGAUUGAUACAUACGAGUAUAUCAAGACAAAAAUGUGGAGCAUCAUUCAUGUCUUGAAUUAUACUUUUACUGUAUAUGAAUGUAAUUGUUUAAUUGUCAAAAUAUUUUUCAUUCUUCUAAAGACAUUCAUUGUACCCCAAAACGUUUUAUGGUUUCAUUGUCCAGUGUAUUCAAAAUGUUCUGCUAGAAAAUAAACAUGUUUAUAUUCAAAA
Messenger RNA from Magallana angulata, 1216 nucleotides. RefSeq names its product glutathione S-transferase P 1-like. Gene Ontology annotation, biological process: glutathione metabolic process. NCBI's taxonomy places the organism in Eukaryota, Metazoa, Mollusca, Bivalvia, Ostreida, Ostreidae. The record is from RefSeq and is a predicted model, not a curated record. Gene Ontology annotation, cellular component: cytosol. Bases 145 to 768 code for a protein of 207 amino acids. Gene Ontology annotation, molecular function: glutathione transferase activity. The transcript has 7 exons.